Molecule: messenger RNA, 3477 nt
Organism: Coffea arabica (coffee)
Lineage: Eukaryota; Viridiplantae; Streptophyta; Magnoliopsida; Gentianales; Rubiaceae
Source: RefSeq, a predicted model, not a curated record
UAAUCGUUAGAACCCGUAAUUCAAUUUCUCAAAAGUCUCUUCUGUCCCUCCCAAUUUCAAAACAUUUCUCUGUAGCAAAGACGACUACUAGCAAGCACUAGAACUAUCAGAAUAUUACAACCCAAAUAUCUUCGUUCCCGGCAGCACAACAAACAAUGGACAAUCCUUUUCGAACUCCACCUCCACAUCCGCCUCCACCUCCACCGCUUCAAGGUCAAGUCCCUCUUCCACCGAAAGUAGAGGAGGUAAUAAACAGAAUCUGCGCAGAAAAGCACCAUGAUCCGCCGGAUCACUUGGCCCGGAAAAAGCUGGCACGGGUGGGUGAAGAAGCUGCUCUUGAUGUUGUGAGGAGAAUUUACAAUACCCCGAACCCCAUCCGAUCCUUGAGCGGUUACAUUACAUAUUUGGUCAAUCAGUCAGACUGUGGAGGUGCUGGCGCUAGUGGUAGCCAAGUAGCAGAAGUCUCUUGUGCUACCGCUACUGCUGCUCCAGAGGAAUCUAUUCCUUACUAUUUCUCUCCUCUGAAACGCCCUUUGCCCUCAUCACCUUCUGCUUCUCCUAUAUCUCCCCAAAAUGGUGAAAGCUCUGGCUAUCAGAAGUUGGACCGUCGUGUGGGCUCACCCUCAUCAUCAAAUUUACCAAUGCCAAAGGCUAGCAAAGUUACUCGCCAGCUACAGUUUUCUGGUGAACCUGAGCGUAAUGAGAAGAAGAUAACUCCUGAGGUUUUCAGCUACCAGAGGACUCUCUUAACUAGUAAACUGGAGUACAGAAAGCUAUUCUUAAUUUACAGUUAUAUUGGAAGGAGAAAGUUCGAAGAUGUUGUCAGUGAUGAUGAUGCAGACCAAAUUUUGGAGAUGAAAGAUCUCCCGAUGGGUAAUUUUGAAUCCCGCAUUUGGGAUGCUUAUGGAAAGCGAUACGUUCCAGCUGCUGAUAGAAGACAGAGCACCGAGUGGGAUACCGGGAAAACGCAUCUGUAUUAUUGUUACGUAUACGCAGAUGGAAGUUGUUCUUUUAAGGGACCUUGUUUGGAUACUACAUCAACUCAUCUGCAAAGAACAUUAGGAGACGACAAUAUACUAAUUGUCAAGUUUGCUGAAGAUGGAAGGAGUUGUAUUGACAGGAUUUUAAAGGAAGGAAUCCUUGUUGGUUUGAGAUGUUACCAAUUUUUUGUUAUUAAAGAUGAAAGCAAAGGUACCAAGAAACAAAAGGAGAUGGAGAAGGAUAAGACUUCACUUUCUCCUGCUGUUAGAUGCUAUUUUGUUAAUUAUGACUCUAUUGCUGCUCGUGGUAAUAGUGAAUCAUAUAGUUUGUGUCCAUCGAACUUAAACAAAGCUAGAUGCCAUUUUAUGCACGUCCACAUGGUAUCUAGCUUGGCAAAAUACAUGGCAAGGUUUUCGCUGAUAUUGUCGAAAACAAUUAAACUUCCUGUUGAUCUGUCUAGCAUUGUUAUUGAGAGUAUUGAAGAUAUACCUUGUCGUGAUGAAAAUGGUGAUGAAAUCCUUGAUGAAGAUGGAGAAGUGCUUGUACUCACAGAUGGAACUGGUUUCAUCUCAGAAGAUUUAGCUCUGAAGUGUCCCCAAAAUUUUUGCAGUGCAAAAUUUUUGAAGGAUAACGACUUUGAGGAUGUGCUGCAUCAAGAAAGAAGAGUGGAAGAUUGGAAUAGGAAACCGCCUCUACUGAUGCAGUGCCGUCUGUUCAGUAGAGGUUUGGCAGUCAAGGGAACACUUCUUGUUAAUAGAAAGCUUGACGCAGGAACAAUUCAGAUCAGAUCCUCCAUGGUGAAGGUCAAGAGGGAUAUCAGGUGUCCUGUUGCUCCAACAUUUGACUCACUUGAAAUUGUAGCAGUAAGCCAUAAACCAAGGAGAUGUCAGCUAUCGAAAAAUUUGAUUGCUCUUUUGAGCUAUGGAGGAGUGCCAAGAAACUUUUUCCUGGAUAUUUUGAGAACUGUUCUUGAAGAGACGCAAGCAUUAUUUACAAACUUGCACGCAGCGCUUAAAGUUUCUAUCCGAAAUGGAGACAUGGAUGAUGGUUGGACUACCGCAAGAAUGAUAUUAGCUGGAGUGCCUCUCAGUGAGCCUCACCUUCAGGAUCGUUUAGCUAAACUGGCAAAUUUUGAGAGGAAAUCACUUAAAGAAGGAAAGCUCCCCAUUAGUGAAAGCUUUUACGUGAUGGGAACAGCUGAUCCAACGGGCCUGUUAAAAGCUAAUGAAGUGUCAUUCAUGGGAGUGAGGAAUUGUCCUUGCAAGCAUUUCAUAUCUUUUUCGAUAAUCUGGGAGAAUGGGCAAAUAUCAGGAAAGGUACUAGUAUACAGAAAUCCUGGUCUCCACUUUGGUGACGUACAUGUCCUUGAAGCAGUAUAUGUGAAGGAGUUGGAAGAUGUAAUUGGCAAUGCCAAAUUUGGUAUAUUUUUCUCCACCAAAGGACAGAGAUCAGUAGCAAAUGAAAUUGCCAAUGGAGAUUUUGAUGGAGAUAUGUAUUGGGUUUCCAGAAACCCGCAGCUUUUGAAGUACUUUAGAGCCAGUGAACCAUGGACUCGAGUGUAUUCAUCUCCACCAGCAGAAAACAAGAAGCCCAGUGAUUUUUCAGCUGAAGCAUUAGAAUAUGAGCUUUUUCGACUCUCUCUAGAGAAGCGGAAGCAAAGCUUUAACAUGGCUGUUGCUGCUCAUAGCUGGCUCGCAUUCAUGGACCGUCUUUUGGUACUUCGGGAUGAAAAUGCUGGUGACACAGAUGGUCUUAGGCAACAGAUACUUAAAUUGGUUGACAUAUAUUAUGAUGCAUUAGAUGCACCCAAAAGCGGAAAGAAGGUAAAUGUUCCCAGCGACCUGAUAGCAAAAAGUUAUCCGCACUAUAUGGGAAAAGGAAACAGCUACCAUUCUACAUCCAUCCUGGGGGAUAUCUUCGAUCAGACUGAGCAGUUUCAAUCUGAAAGGCGCUCUAUUGGAGAAAUAUGGAAACUGCCUUGUUUCAAUUCACGCAUCCCUGAAGAGUACUUGAGCAUGUGGAUGGCGAGGUACGAUGAUUACCGGUAUGAGAUGCGAGACGCAUUGGAACAAAAUCCCGCCGACGACGGCCUGAAGAACAAGGCCGCAGACAGAGUGAUCAAGAAAUACAAGGAGUUGCUGUAUGAAGCGGCAGAGUUGCAGGAAAGUAAGAAGAAGAUGGAAGAAAUCAAUAACGAGGCGCUUGCCAUCUACCAUGUGAGCUAUGAUCAUGCCAUCGGUCGGGGAUGUAUUAGCAAAUGCAGUUUUGCUUGGAGAGUGGCGGGUUCUGCUCUCUGCAACCUUCAUGCCACAAAUACCAGCACCAACGAAUAUCCAAUGCUGGUUGUACCAUCAGUCCUCCGGAAUGCUUUAUUUUAGCCCCCGUUCUGCAACUAAUUUUUUUUUUUUUUUUUGGCUUCUUCUUUUUUGUUUUUUUGAAGUUUGUAAGCGUGUAAAUAUUUAUGUUAAUGUCAGUGGUGCGCUCGACUUCCCUAUA